This is a messenger RNA of Numida meleagris (helmeted guineafowl), 854 nucleotides long. RefSeq lists its product as uncharacterized. Bases 24 to 719 code for a protein of 231 amino acids. Gene Ontology annotation, biological process: regulation of transcription by RNA polymerase II. NCBI's taxonomy places the organism in Eukaryota, Metazoa, Chordata, Aves, Galliformes, Numididae. Gene Ontology annotation, molecular function: RNA polymerase II cis-regulatory region sequence-specific DNA binding; DNA-binding transcription factor activity, RNA polymerase II-specific. The record is from RefSeq and is a predicted model, not a curated record. The transcript has 2 exons.
AGAACGCGGGGAACCCCCGGGACAUGCGGCGCUUCCAGGUGGUGGUGUCGACGACGGUGAGCGUGGACGGCCACGUGCUGGCCGUGUCCGACAACAUGUUCGUGCACAACAACUCCAAGCACGGGCGGCGGGCACGGCGCCUCGACCCCUCCGAAGGUGAGCGCCCGAGCACGCGCACACGGGGCAUGCACACACACACACACACACACACACACGUGUGCACAAGGCUCAUGCACACCCAGAGCCACGCUCGCUCUGCUGGACGUGGGGCUGGGUCUGGAGGAGGUGUCCCCAGGGCGUGGGGGUCCCGCCCUCCCCAGGGGUCCUGGUGCAGCCCCACAACUGUGUGUGCCCCACGGGGUCAGGGCAGCCCCAGCUGCGCCCCGGGCUUUGUGCCGUGUCCGUUUGUCUGGCCGUCCACGUGGCACGCACCGUUUCCCCCUGUGGCCGCCGUGCGUAUGCAUCUCCUGUCCGUCCCUUUGUCCGUCUGUCUGUCUGGUGCCUCCAGGCUGCUCUGCCCUCACGUGUCCCCUCUCCAUCCGUGUGUCGGUGACAUCCGUCCGUGUCCGUCUGUCUGCACUCAGUGCCCACCCAACGCGUUUGCUCCCUCUGUCCGACUGCCCCCCAGCAGCACUGUCCCUGUCCCCCCCAGCCCAUGCCAUGUGUGCUGUCCCUCUGUCUGCAUCCAUCUGUCCUUCCAGGCGCUCUCCUUCCUAUAACGCCGUCCCCAUCCCUGUGGCACCGUCCCUGUCCCCUGUGUGCCGUCCGUCUGUCCAUCCGUGCACUCUCUCCCCCCUGCGGCACCGUCCCCAUCCCCGUGCCGUGCACAGCGUCCGUCCGUCCCUCUGUGCACU